Molecule: messenger RNA, 681 nt
Organism: Poecile atricapillus (Black-capped chickadee)
Lineage: Eukaryota; Metazoa; Chordata; Aves; Passeriformes; Paridae
Exons: 3
Coding region: 79-681 (200 amino acids)
Source: RefSeq, a predicted model, not a curated record
GGUUCUCUGUGGCUGUAAGGAUAACACAACCCUGUGCUAGAGGGGACUUGGAUCAAAUUUACUGACAACCUGAAAUGAAUGAAUAGGCCCUGCUCACAGCAAGAGAGCUUUCCUAGGAGUGCAUUGCACAUUGGCUUUUUUCCCAGCCCCAUGGAGCCUUUCAGGAGCCUGCUGUGGCACGUUUUGGUUGGAUUUAGGGGAUUGCAGUGUACAAGCUGGGGUUUUUCCCAAGUGCUGAUGCUGCAGUAUUCCCAUCAGACCGCACGCAGGAAGCAUCUUCGUGUUAUUUCUCUGAGUGGGCACACACAGCCCCAGAUCUUGGAGAAUGUACAGCAGCUUCAGCUCUGUAAGCUGCAGCACACAGGGAAUGUCUGCCUGCAUGGAGAGCGCCCAGCCAUGGAGCCCUGCUCUGGUGCCCUGUCCAGAUGUAAAAUCGUUGUGCCAAGUGCACCAAAUGGAUACCUGGGGCCCCAAUGUCAUACUCAGAAAAGGUGCUGGGCUGUGAUUCCAGGAUUCCAGCCUUUUGCUGUGCAUCCCACCACAUGUGCAUGUCUGGAAGCAUGUGUCAGCAAAGCUCUGGAGCAGCUGCUAGCUACAGGCGUUCCGCAGGCUGAGGUCUCUGGGUCAGGAGCACUCGUCUUCCACCAGCACAGCCCCCUGCACUGCUCCACACAUCUGUGA